AUGUACGGACGUGUCCAGAUAUCAAAUCUUAGUUACCAGGAUUUAGCUGAAGCUUCCUUGCUCUUGAGUCCUUGGCGAUGGCUGAGGAAAUGCGCGAGGGCCUUUAGAUAUCUAGUGGAACUAACGCUAGCUUUGCACUGUUUCGGUUCAUGCUGUGUCUUCGUUAUCAUGAUAGCGAGGAACCUGAAAGACCUGGUCGAAGGUACGGAGUACUUUCGUGAUGAUGGAGAUCCUCCAUUGACUGUUUACAUCAUAUCGUUGGUGAUACCUUGCACAGCUGUUUGUAUGGUGACUAAUCUGAAGAAUUUAGCUCCAUUUGCCAUUAUUGCUAAUUUUUAUGCUGGUCGGCUCAUCCUGUACCGCCCCAUUUUUAUUCCUCUACCCACCAUUCAUUGA
Spodoptera exigua (beet armyworm) is the source of this 396-nucleotide messenger RNA. NCBI's taxonomy places the organism in Eukaryota, Metazoa, Arthropoda, Insecta, Lepidoptera, Noctuidae. The record is from the annotation of a GenBank genome assembly.